Messenger RNA from Tremella mesenterica DSM 1558, 1497 nucleotides. RefSeq lists its product as uncharacterized. Bases 1 to 1497 code for a protein of 498 amino acids. The record is from RefSeq and is a predicted model, not a curated record. Gene Ontology annotation, biological process: protein histidyl modification to diphthamide. The transcript has 8 exons. Lineage: Eukaryota; Fungi; Basidiomycota; Tremellomycetes; Tremellales; Tremellaceae. Gene Ontology annotation, molecular function: 2-(3-amino-3-carboxypropyl)histidine synthase activity.
AUGUCGGUCGCAUUCUCCACCCCCGCCGAGCAUGCCUUCGUCGACGAGGACUCAACUCAGCCCCCGGUCCGCUCGACUACCACCCCAAGCGCUGUCCCUUCGAAGUCCGACCUUGAAGAACAUUUUCAGAUCUCUCUUACGGUCAAGCUGAUAUUGGAAGGAGAUUAUCAGACUGUCGCUUUACAGUUUCCCGACGAAUUGUUAUAUGCGAGUGUCGCCGUCUUCAGAGCCAUUCAGACAGCCAUCCAGGGCAAGGCUCAGGCAUACGUGUUGGGUGAUUCGACUCAUGGCAGCUGUUGUCCCGAUGUGCUCUCAUGCCUUCAUCUCCCUGCCGACCUCCUCGUACACUACGGUCAUGCCUGUCUCACACCGACCGACGCUCUCCCUGUUUUCUAUGUAUUCCCUCGACAGCACCUUGAUGUAAUCCAAGCGGCGGAGCGACUCAUAGCGACAAGUCGGCGGGAAUCACAAGAGCGAAAGGGUACCAUUGUGGUCUGGGAUGUGUCUUUCGAUUGGUUGGCCGAAAGUAUCGUGCAAGUCUUCACAACCAGAAUGUCAGGACCUGUAUCUUUUUCCUUCAUCCAAAAGCCAGUUUUCGAUACAGAAAGAGUGUCAAGCAGACGGACUGGCAAAGCCCCGGCGCUCAGGUUGAUAGAACCUCCUCCUGGGACUCCGAGAGAGGAAUGCGUCAUAUUCUACAUCGGGCAAGAGGGACGCAGCUUGGUCAACCUGCAGAUGACUAAUGCUGACUGUUCGGUCUUAGCCUACUCUCCAACAUCAGGUUCGGCCAAUCUUGUCUCUCCAGCCGCCUCGAAGCUACUUUCCAGACGACUAUACGCAGUGCACAGAGCCAUGGCUGCCGACGUAUUCGGUUUGGUGGUGUCCAACAUCGGUCUUGCUGCGUCCCCUUGCGUGCUCGAUCAACUCCGCCGAGACCUCAAGACAGCAAGAAAGAAGUCAUACACUAUGAGCGUGGGCCGACUCAAUCCGGCUAAGCUUGCCAACUUCGCCCCGAUCGACUGCUUCGUCCUCAUCGGAUGUAAUGAAGGAGGCGUGGUGGAGUCUAAAGACUACAUGGCGCCUAUAGUGACUCCUUGGGAGCUGCGAUUAGCUUUGAGUGGAGCAAAAGAGUGGACCCCUAGCAACUGGACAACAGAUUUGUCUACCAUAUUGCAACGCAAUCAGAACGACUUGUCACUGGAUCUCGAAGCAGACGACCAACCGCAGUUCUCCCUGAUCAACGGCGAGUACAGGACACCGAAGAUGAUCGACACCGACAAGCACUCAGGGCAUAGAGAAGACCUUGAAAACAAUGAGGUCGCUCUCAGAAUAUCCAAUCUCUCUAUAGCCACGACGCAUCCUACCGGAAGCCAAUACCUCGCUUCUCGUCAAUAUAAGGGCUUGGACCCACGGUACGGUCUCGACGAGCCGGCUUCAUUGGAGGAAGGUUUACAGGGGAUAGCUCGAGGUUACAACGGGGAGCGAUCCGCGUUUUGA